GGGGUGAAGGGGUGUCCCGGGGCACGGCCGAACCUCUGUCUGGACCGCCUGCGCCGCAGCCCGGGGAUCCGAUCGAGGGGGAAGGAAAGGGGAUCCGCGGGAGCAGUCCCGGCUCCCUCCCCUGGAGGCGCAGAGGGCGGGGCCCUUGGCGAAUGGCUUUCUUGCUGGCCACUUGCGGAGUGAGUAGACCCCGAGGGUCUGGGAGAGGGGCCGGCCCCCACCCCUGAGUCCCCGGAGUCCCUGCUUCCUGCCGGGGGCCAGGCCGUGGGCGCGAGUGUGGCGCCCUCCCCGCCUCCUUCCCACCGCCCUCUGGGGGUUUGGAUUCAGGAUUUGUUCCUAGUGUCCAAGACUUUGAUAAAAAACUUACAGAAGCUGAUGCUUACCUACAAAUCUUGAUAGAACAAUUAAAGCUUUUUGAUGACAAGCUCCAAAACUGCAAAGAAGAUGAACAGAGAAAGAAAAUUGAAACUCUCAAAGAGACAACAAAUAGCAUGGUAGAGUCAAUCAAACACUGCAUUGUGUUGCUGCAAAUUGCUAAAAGUACUAUUAAUCCAGUAGAUGCAAUAUAUCACCCUAGUCCUUUGGAACCUGUGAUCAGCACAAUGCCUUCCCAGACUGUCUUACCUCCAGAACCUGCUCAGUUGUGCAAGUCAGAGCAGCGUCCAUCUUCACUGCCAGUUGGACCUGUAUUGGCUACCUUGGGACAUCAUCAGACUCCAACACCAAAUAGUACAGGCAGUGGCCAUUCACCACCUAGUAGCAGUCUUACUUCUCCAAGCCAUGUCAACUUGUCUCCAAAUACAGUCCCAGAGUUCUCCUAUUCUAGCAGUGAAGAUGAAUUCUAUGACGCGGAUGAAUUCCAUCAAAGUGGCUCCUCUCCAAAGCGCUUAAUAGAUUCUUCUGGGUCUGCCUCAGUGUUGACACACAGCAGCUCGGGAAACAGUCUGAAGCGGCCAGAUACCACAGAAUCUCUGAAUUCAUCCAUGUCCAAUGGAACAAGUGAUGCUGACCUUUUCGACUCACAUGAUGAUAGAGAUGAUGAUGGGGAGGCAGGGUCGGUGGAGGAGCACAAGAGUGUCAUCAUGCACCUCCUGUCGCAGGUCAGGCUAGGGAUGGAUCUCACCAAGGUAGUUCUUCCAACAUUUAUUCUUGAAAGAAGAUCUCUUUUAGAAAUGUACGCAGACUUUUUUGCACAUCCGGACCUGUUUGUGAGCAUUAGUGACCAGAAGGAUCCCAAGGAUCGAAUGGUUCAGGUUGUGAAAUGGUACCUCUCAGCCUUUCAUGCAGGAAGGAAAGGAUCAGUUGCCAAAAAGCCAUACAACCCCAUUUUGGGCGAGAUUUUUCAGUGUCAUUGGACAUUACCAAAUGAUACUGAAGAAAACACAGAGCUAGUUUCAGAAGGACCAGUUCCCUGGGUUUCCAAAAACAGUGUCACAUUCGUGGCUGAGCAGGUUUCCCAUCAUCCACCCAUUUCAGCCUUUUAUGCUGAGUGUUAUAACAAGAAGAUCCAAUUCAAUGCUCAUAUCUGGACCAAAUCAAAAUUCCUUGGGAUGUCAAUCGGGGUGCACAACAUAGGACAGGGCUGCGUCUCGUGUCUGGACCAUGAUGAACAUUACAUUCUCACAUUCCCCAAUGGUUAUGGAAGGUCUAUCCUCACAGUGCCCUGGGUGGAAUUAGGAGGAGAAUGCAGUAUCAGUUGUUCCAAAACGGGCUAUAGUGCAAAUAUCGUCUUCCACACCAAGCCUUUCUAUGGGGGCAAGAAGCACAGAAUCACUGCUGAGAUCUUUUCUCCAAAUGACAAGAAGUCUUUUUGCUCAGUUGAAGGGGAAUGGAAUGGUGUAAUGUAUGCAAAACAUGCAACUGGGGAAAAUACAGUCUUUGUAGAUACCAAGAAGUUGCCUAUAAUCAAAAAGAAAGUGAGGAAGUUGGAAGAUCAGAAUGAGUAUGAAUCCCGUAGCCUUUGGAAGGAUGUCACUUUCAACUUAAAAAUCAGAGACAUUGAUGCUGCAACUGAAGCAAAGCACAGGCUUGAAGAAAGACAAAGAGCAGAAGCCCGAGAAAGGAAGGAGAAGGAAAUUCAGUGGGAGACGAGGUUAUUUCACGAAGAUGGAGAAUGUUGGGUUUAUGAUGAACCAUUACUGAAACGUCUUGGUGCUGCCAAGCAUUAGGUUGGAAAAUACUAAGUUUACAUCGAUGACCAGGGCAGUAGGCAUAAUUCCGCAACAAACAAUCUUCCUUUGGGAGAACCUGUUCGCUCCCUUCUUAUUACAGUGGUUCCUAUCUCAGGGAUACUGGACUUUCUGACGCAGAUGAACAAUUAAAGCAGGAAAAGCUUCCCUUUUUUCCUCUGUGGCAGUUGCAAUUUGGACUUCAGUCCUGAGAAAAACUUCAGGUUUUGAAAAUAAGAUGUCUGCUCCUUUUCCAAACCCCAUGCGUUGAAAAGCAUUUAUAAAUUCAAGUCUCAAACUCUGCACUCUAGUACUGCUGUUAAGAGAUACAACUUCUCUGUUUCUUAGAUCAUUCAUAUAAUCUUGGGUUAUAUGUAUACAUACAUAAAUACACACACACACACACACAUACAUAUAUAUACACAUACAUACACACAAAUAAGCCCAGUGACAGAUUUUUCAUAAAUACCGCUUACUGUAAAUAUGUGUUCUUCUGAGUUGUUUUAGAAUAUUAGCGCAAUAUAUUAAAAUCAAGUGUUAGAAAUAUUUCAUGGUCUUACCUAUAAUAACUUUUAUUUUGUAAUUGAACUAUUAUUAAAUUGUACCUAAACCUGAAA
This is a messenger RNA of Carlito syrichta (Philippine tarsier), 2785 nucleotides long. RefSeq names its product oxysterol binding protein like 9 (gene OSBPL9). The coding region runs from base 492 to 2168 and encodes 558 amino acids. Gene Ontology annotation, molecular function: sterol binding. Lineage: Eukaryota; Metazoa; Chordata; Mammalia; Primates; Tarsiidae. The transcript is spliced from 20 exons. Gene Ontology annotation, cellular component: cytosol; membrane; intracellular membrane-bounded organelle. The record is from RefSeq and is a predicted model, not a curated record.